GUUAUUAUAUUGUACAGAGAUACUUUGUAGUGGGUGAGAGACUGAUUGAGUGGAGUUAGUGUGUGUUUUUUUUUUCUGUUGAAAUAGAAGAAAGUGGGGAUUUUAGGUUGAUUGGUGAAGAAUGGAAAUGGAAGGGAAACCAGGUUUACUUGGUUACAGAAUGCCUGCAGAAUGGGAACCUCAUUCUCAAUGUUGGAUUGGUUGGCCUGAACGUCCUGAUAAUUGGCGAGAUAAUGCUGUUCCUGCUCAAAGAGUGUUUGCAGAUGUGGCUACGGCGCUCUCAAAGUUUGUGCCUGUCACUGUUUGUGCAACUGCUGCUCAGUGGGAAAAUGCACGUACUCAGAUCCCAAAUCAUAUCAGAGUGGUGGAGAUGAGUUUGAAUGAUUCAUGGUUCCGUGAUACUGGUCCAACUUUUGUUGUUCUUAACAAAGCACUAAGUGAGGAAGAUAAAGCACCCAAGGUUGCCGGAAUUGAUUGGACUUUUAACAGUUGGGGUGGUGCUGAUGAUGGUUGCUACAAGGACUGGAGUCAUGACUCUCUUGUGGCAAAAAAGAUUUUGGAAAUUGAGAAGGUCCCGAGAUUCCCCCAGACCCUCAUUCUUGAAGGUGGAAGCAUUCAUGUAGACGGAGAAGGGACUUGCCUUACAACUGAAGAGUGCCUUUUAAAUCCGAAUCGCAAUCCGCAUCUGACUAAAGAACAAAUAGAGGAUGAACUUAAAAGUCACCUUGGAGUCAGAAAAUUCAUUUGGUUACCUCGUGGAUUAUAUGGUGAUGAUGACACCAAUGGCCAUAUCGACAAUAUGUGCUGCUUUGUGAAACCUGGUGUCGUUAUGUUGUCCUGGACUAAUGACAAAUCAGACCCCCAGUACGAGCGUUCAAUUGAGGCCUUCUCCAUUCUCUCCAGCUCUACAGAUGCUUGUGGUAGAAAAUUAGAAGUAAUCAAAAUCCAUGUUCCCGGGCCACUUUAUAUGACUGAGGAGGAAUCAGCUGGAGUUAUUCAGGAUGGUGAUGCUAAACCUAGACCUCCUGGUACUAGACUUGCUGCAUCAUAUGUGAAUUUCUAUAUAGCAAAUGGAGGGAUCAUAGCCCCAGAAUUUGGGGAUGAAAAGUGGGAUAAAGAAGCAUUUCAUGUCCUUUCAUCGGCCUUUCCAGAUCACAAGGUAGUGAUGAUUAAAGAUGCCAGAGAGAUUGUUUUGGCAGGUGGGAACAUACACUGCAUAACACAGCAACAGCCAGCCCCCUCUAGCAGUAUCAUUAACACAUGAGUUAUACCUGUUGUAUCAUACACUGUUGCUUCUUCUCUUCUUCUUCUUAACCUCUAAGUUGGUCUCAAUGUAACAGGUAGGGUAUAAGCCAAUAAAGCUUACAUCCCAUUGUGACCUGUAAAUGUCACAUCUGUAAUUGUUAACUUGUAAUGGGUUUAAACAAGUUAAAACUUUUAUUUCUUAAUAAAAAGAAGGGGAAGAAGAUGUUUAUGUUUUAA
Molecule: messenger RNA, 1482 nt
Organism: Papaver somniferum (opium poppy)
Lineage: Eukaryota; Viridiplantae; Streptophyta; Magnoliopsida; Ranunculales; Papaveraceae
Product: agmatine deiminase-like
Exons: 10
Coding region: 122-1264 (380 amino acids)
Biological process (GO): putrescine biosynthetic process
Molecular function (GO): agmatine deiminase activity; protein-arginine deiminase activity
Source: RefSeq, a predicted model, not a curated record